This is a messenger RNA of Rubroshorea leprosula, 920 nucleotides long. Lineage: Eukaryota; Viridiplantae; Streptophyta; Magnoliopsida; Malvales; Dipterocarpaceae. The record is from the annotation of a GenBank genome assembly.
AAGGAUCCUAUUCCUCGAAAAGAAUUUUCCGAUUGCUUCUCGGGAAAAAGCGAGUCAAUUUCCUUAUCCAACUAAAUUAUUUGGUGAUGGAGACGGGAGGAAAGGUUAAGAAAGGUGCCGGAGGAAGGAAAGGAGGCGGUCCAAAGAAGAAGCCAGUGUCUCGCUCGGUAAAAGCCGGCCUUCAGUUUCCUGUCGGUCGGAUCGGUCGCUAUCUCAAGAAAGGCCGUUACUCCCAGCGCGUCGGUACCGGUGCUCCGGUGUAUAUGGCCGCCGUGCUCGAAUACCUUGCCGCUGAGGUUCUUGAGCUGGCUGGGAAUGCCGCAAGAGAUAACAAGAAGAACAGAAUCAUCCCCAGACAUGUUCUCUUGGCCAUAAGGAACGAUGAGGAACUCGGGAAGCUUCUAGCUGGAGUGACAAUUGCUUAUGGUGGAGUCUUGCCUAACAUCAACCCAGUCCUCCUGCCAAAGAAAUCUGACAAGGCAGCAGCAGCACCAACAAAAGAGCCCAAAUCUACCUCCAAGGCCACAAAGUCUCCUAAGAAGGCUUAGUCUGAUCUUCUAUUUUCUCUCUGUAUGUAAUUUCCUCUCUUGUACCUGGCUUGUAGGAAAAACUUCAUGUCCGGUAGGAAUCUUGACCAUUUGUGUACUCUAUUCUGUUCAUGUAGGACAUGUUUUGUUUGGAAUGAAUGCCGCGAUGACAUUUCCAAGAUUUUAUUUCUUCUUUUUGGCAUCAGCUGAGAUUCUGAUGUGCUUUCUUCAUUAUGGGUAUGUUUCAGUUUACCUAUAUAUCCACGUCUACAUUAUUCUAGUUUGCCAAUGAUAGAAUUAAGUUUGUGUGUUGUUAACUAAUGGGUGGAUGAUGUAAACAUCUAUGAGGGUGGUUUAUCAACUCUGAACUGAGAAUACAUGGUAAAGGUGUUC